GCUGUUUAAUUUACUUCCUGGGGAUUAUUAACUUCCUGGGGACUAUGUACAGUGUAUAAGCGCUUAGAAAAUGGCGAGCGGCAUUUUAGUUGGCGCAAUAGACUUUGGGACGACAUAUUCUGGCUGGGCAAUAUUAUUUUCACACGAAUUCGAAUCUGAACCAACAAAAGGAUUUGUGAAACAUUGGUAUUCGGGCGGCGCACUCACUACAGAGAAGACACCGACUGUAGUACUAAUAAAACCUGAUGGCAAGACACUGGAAGCUUUCGGUUUUGAUGCUGAGAACAGAUACAAGGAACUAAUAGAGUUAGAAGAACAUGAAAAUUACUACUACUUUAAGAAAUUUAAAAUGAAGCUACAUAAACAACUAGGAGAGAAAAUUGACUCUGGCAUGAUAUUGGAAGAUGAAAUGGGGCGUACGUUACCAGCAAUUGAUGUUUUUGCAAUGUCAAUAAAGUUCCUGGUAGACGAUAUGCACAAAGUGAUAAAACAUAGGAUUUCAGGAGUGAUAAAGAAGGAUGAAGUGCACUGGGUCAUUACUGUUCCUGCAAUUUGGACAGACUCUGCGAAGCAAUUUAUGAGAAAGGCUGGAGAACAGGCAGGAAUUGCUGCCAACAAAUUGAGUAUUGCCCUUGAACCUGAAGCGGCUUCUAUUUUCUGUCGUCAUCUAUCAGUUGAUAAAAGACUUGACACCACAGGGGUAUCCAUUGCCUCUUUUCCAGCUGGAACUAAAUACAUGAUUCUCGACGCUGGAGGUGGUACGAUUGAUAUCACAGUUCAUGAAGUUCAGCCUUCUGGUGCAGUGAAGGAAAUAAAAGCUGCAAGUGGAGGAGGCUGGGGUGGUACUCUUAUUGACGAAGCAUUCGAAAAACUACUCAUGGAUAUUGUUGGCAAGAAUGCUUACAAUACGUUUAAGCAGGAAAAGACUGAGGAUUGGCUAGACAUCUGGCGGGAUUUCGAGGUUAAAAAAAGAAAUGUAAGGCCUGAUAAAGACAAUAAUGUUGUAAUGAAAGUUCCCGUGACCCUUUGCCAGGUCUACGAAAAACAAUCCGGUCAAGGCUUAGGAAAAGCUAUUGAGUCGUCUACUUAUGGUAAAACUAUUCAAUUUGUUGACAACAAAAUGAAAUUCAAAGCAAAUGUCUUCAAGGAGCUUUUUGACACAUCCUUGUCAAAAACUAUUCAGCAUAUGGAAGAUAUUUUCCGUGACGUGAAGGUACGACAAGUUAAAGCAAUUUUGAUGGUAGGUGGGUUCUCGGACUUUCCGAUGUUACAACAAAAGGUAAUAUCCUCAUUUCCAAGUAUCGAUGUCAUAAUACCGGCAGAAGCUUCCUCUUCUAUAAUGAGGGGUGCGUUGAUCUUUGGACAUAGUCCAAAAUCUAUUUCGGAAAGGGUUUUGAAGUAUUCCUACGGUGUGGAAAUAUUACGUCCUUUCAUAGAAGGAGAGCAUCCCCAAACUAAACUAGUAAUGAAGGAUGUAGGGCCGCGAUGCAAGGAUGUCUUUGAUAAAUAUGUCGAGAGGAAUCAAAUCGUCAAAGUAGGAGAAGCCCAAGUCACUGAACCAUUUCCUAUGAAAAAAACAAAAGACAAAAAAGGUUUCCAUUUUUUGAUGGGAAAUUUAAAAAGAUCCAAAUUUAAAAGAUGUAGGUUGCAGUACGCCCCGGGGAAUUAA
This is a messenger RNA of Mercenaria mercenaria, 1669 nucleotides long. RefSeq names its product heat shock 70 kDa protein 12A-like. The record is from RefSeq and is a predicted model, not a curated record. The transcript is spliced from 5 exons. Gene Ontology annotation, molecular function: ATP-dependent protein folding chaperone; ATP binding. Lineage: Eukaryota; Metazoa; Mollusca; Bivalvia; Venerida; Veneridae. The coding region runs from base 71 to 1669 and encodes 532 amino acids.